GCCUGAUUACCCUUUAAACUUUCCGAAACUCAUCCAAAUUGUGCACAUGAAUAUUGUACCGGUUCUAUGAGCAUACCUCCCAACAACGGGAUAAUAAGACGCAUUCAGCUUUCCUCAGAUCCGCUCUCCCUAAUCAGGAGUCUGAAAGAGGGUGGAAUAUGUUUGCGGUCUUUAAGUUCUCAACCGGAAUUCCGGAGCCUGCUGUGCAAUUUGGUCCGUCAAUCGUUUGGGUUGGGACUGAAGUUGUUGAUCGAUUGUGGUUUGGAUCUCUCCGUCCAUGAUCCCCAUACCGGUGACUCACCACUCUUGUUGGUUUGUAUGGAAGGCCUUUGUGGACCCACGAAGAAAUUGAUCAAGCAUCUGCCAUGGCCAAGCUUGCUGCAUGCCAAUACGUCAGGGGUCACACCGCUAAAGAGUCUCGUGACAAGAGGUCAUGGUUUGUGUGGUUGCAUCGAGGAGUUACUCGCUCAUCUCCCUCUCUCUGUAUUAAUUCUACCCGAGAAUAUGUAUCACUCUUUGACCCUUGCAACACAGCUUGAGCAAUUUAGCGAUAUGUGGACUUCAGAACAAGUGAGGAAUGGUUUCGUGACAAUGUCUCCGAACAUUGGCUCGGUUGAAGGCAACCAGAGCAAUGUACUGCUGUUGUCUCUGAGUAAUCUGCUGGACCGUAUUCAGUCAUCGGAUCCUAAACGCAUGACUAGUGUUGUGCAGCUAUGGAUACAGGCUAAUCUGCUUUUGAUGCAAAGCACAGACAAGCCCAUUCAGUAUGAACAGAACCUCCGAACCAUAGCUAAAAAACUGCUGUCUCCUAUUUUGUCCAAACCUGCCCCAAGCAACUUAUUAGUAGGAAGACUGUUGGAACUGCUGAGUCGUCUGAUCAUUCUGGACCAACUGGAUUCUCGAACGGUCUGGUUUCAACUGCACGACAUUCUUAUUGAACAAGGAUUAGCGGAAGGCAGCGAUUAUCUAUGUCAGAACAUUCGAUUCGCGGCAAACAGAUCGGAAGUCCCGCUAAGCCUCCAGUCGCUGAUUGUGCGGCAGCUCCGCCAACUUUUUCAGCAACGAUUUGUGCAAUCCUGUCGGUCCACACCUGGACGACCCGGGGAAAAUGCUCUUAUUUUCACACAUUGGACCGUGCAAUUACCUUUACCACAAAUUGUGAUAUCCCGUAUUUUGUUAGCACCCAUAGAUUUUUCUGAUCUUUGAUCACCCGAUUUAACUAUUUCAAUUGCAUUUAGAAUCCUAUCCCCAAUUUGCCUUUCAUCAAAUAUUCAUUGUUAAUUCAAUGAAAGGGGUUUUUUGAUCUUACUGAAAAAAUGCAAUAUAGACAAGAGGGGAUUAGAUACACGGGAAUCACACGAUGGGGCAAGGUGCUGUCGUUCGCAGUCAAUCAUCUGCCGUCGAAACGCCUGUUGGUCGGUGGAACGUGAUGGUACCGGUUUCGGGGUCUGAGCAGUGAAAUUGAAAGAAUAACCAUUUAUGAGGAGGCAAAAUACCGCGGGGAAUGGUUGGUUAUGCUUAGAAAACGAAAUAUGGUGCCGAAUGUUACGUCCGCGCACCGUUUGCUGUCAGCUACUAAGCGGCCAACUUUAACGGAUUUGUUGCCUUCUCUUUGCAAGAUUAAAUGAACAGAGUAAGACAAACGCUCCAGGUUAUCCUUUACAUGAAUAGGAGUUAGACGCUUUCGAAA
This is a messenger RNA of Opisthorchis viverrini, 1690 nucleotides long. RefSeq lists its product as hypothetical. The transcript has 4 exons. The coding region runs from base 67 to 1206 and encodes 379 amino acids. Lineage: Eukaryota; Metazoa; Platyhelminthes; Trematoda; Opisthorchiida; Opisthorchiidae. The record is from RefSeq and is a predicted model, not a curated record.